Molecule: messenger RNA, 9231 nt
Organism: Linnemannia hyalina
Lineage: Eukaryota; Fungi; Mortierellomycota; Mortierellomycetes; Mortierellales; Mortierellaceae
Source: the annotation of a GenBank genome assembly
AUGGCGGUCAUUCCUGAUGAGGAUACCAACCCCACCAUCGACUUGAUAAGACCCCCUGCACAAGGGACAAGUUUUAGAGACCUUGACCUGGAGGGACAGCAACCUCCCUUCACGAUAGAUAACCCUUCAAUUAUCCAGGCAGCCGCCCCUGUCCUGUCGUUCCCUCCUCAACCGACCUCAGGAGAUGAAUUGGUACUAGGGCAGCAGCAGCAGCAACAGCAGGAACCAUUGAGCACAGAACCGUUGCGGUCACGGACGGUUGAUAGAAACUGGGCUCGUGUACGCCAAAAGGUCGUCGGGAUCGAUGUUUCCACACCUCAAAACAACAACUCGGCGCCCGUACAGAGAGAGAACAAUCAAGGUACCAGCUCAGGAGGAGCAGUAGGAGGAGUAGGUCAGGGCAGCACCUACCCACCUGCAGAGAUGAGGGCACACAUAGGCAACGGCCGCUUCCCUGCCAGCAAUCCAAUCACCGAUCAGCAUAGGACGUUUCCGACCAUGGAGGGCUUGGGCACAGUUUCGACAGGGCUCCGAGGUGUUUUAGGCUUCAGGACGGCGGUCGUACAGCGGACACAGCUACGGAAAAUGGAAAAGGAGAUCGAAAAAGCCCUCGCCCGUCAUGCGAGCGAUCAGAGUCAACCUCGUUCACGGACUGUGGCACGGAUAGGCACCGGCACCAGAGGUAUGAUUCCAGGAGCAUCUUACAACCUAAUGGUUUUCGAUACCGGCAUCGUUGACAGGAGUCUUGUCGAGGAGCUGUCCGACAUUUUGACCAGAUGGAAAGCACUUAUCGUCGAGGUGCCUUGCAAGAGCGAGAUCUUUCGGGCGCUUUCUAAGAUGCUUUUAGCCAGCAGGACAGAACCGUUGUCAAGAGCCGAUGCGACUGCGGUUUUGAACCUCGUUGAUCAGAUGAGGCAAAUGUUUCCUCUGCAGAGCGACCCAGAGGAUCUUCAGGAUGAUCGAAUCGUUACAAUUAUCAACCAAAUGCUGGCACCUGGAGUUAUAACGGCGACUGUACCGCUCUUGCCUAGGAACAUCCACGCGAUUCUGGCCUCAUUGGUGACACUGCUAAGCGAGCAAGCUGCUUUACCCAAGGAAGCUCAGGAUCGACGUAUUCAGGAUUUGUCGGCAGUCUUGAUGGAUCGGAUACGUUCUGGCGAUUUGGGCGUGAAAUCGGAUCCGACUGCCGAUCGAGCGCAAAUGGAGCAUAACGCCGACAUCGCCUUUCUACGCGGCUUGAUCGAGUGCAUACGACUUCGAGACCAGACAACAGUUCAUUAUUUGCUUCAUGAACUCUUGCCGGUGUAUUGGGUGGAGCCGGACUCUAAAUACCCUCUCGCUCUGGAUGGACCAGUUCGCAUUUUUGGUCAGGUGGCGAGUGAGUUUGUCCUGAAUGCGCCAGUCGCCCACGCAGAUGAAUCAGAGCUGACAAAGUCGUUGAUUCUGGACAUGACAAUUUUCCUACAGGAGUUUCUGCCGCCAGCUGGACUGCGCGGAUCGGUUUCAAAUGAGGCAGUGGCGUCAGUAGUCCGGUUCAUUUUCAUGGUUUUCUCUAUCGAGUAUCUGGAGAUCCAGCCACAGGAACCAUCCACAUCAUUUGACAAUCCUCGACCUUCACGAGACGAUAUGGAGCCGACCUCACGGGCAUCAAUGUCGACUGAGCCAGAACGGGAGGCCAUGCCUAGGACACCGCCAAGGUCUCCCCUCAGCCCCAACGUGAGCGGAGAUAAUUUUCAGGCUAGGAUAUUGCCGCCUCGGGAUCAAGGAUUACCAGGUGAGAAGACGAACCCUGUUGUUCAACUAGCCCGGAAUUACUUCGAUGCCAUUUGGGACCAGGGACAUCAAGGAACCAUCGUGGACCAGAUGAAAAUCGAGAGUGAAGACAUUGCAUUUCGACGACUCGUCAACCUCUACCAUCGCGUCAUUCUUGGAUCCAGCACGGCAAGAGGCACAUUGAUUCUCAACGCAACCCUGAGCACAUUCUUCAAUAAAUUAGUUGCCCAUCAGCCCGAACCCAACGAACGCCUGUCAAGGCUACUUCUGCAGCUCUCAGUCGUCCAUCGCGCCUCUUUCUUCAAGCCCAUGAUCGCAUGCGUGGCGUCCGACUCAACUCAAUUUGUGACGGACUAUCUCUGCAUCCUGUCAUGUCUGGAAACACACAUGAGUCUAGUAGAUCUGUACAUGAGAGAUGCCGAUAUGAUAUGUGUGAUCGCCAUGACGGAUGUCGGUCAUGAGCGGCCAAGGAGAGACUUACAGGUGCAGGCACAAGGGCUGAAGUGGGGCUCCUGCACAGUCGGUCAGUGCAUCAUUGUCUUGGAAUUCAUCUACGUGAUCAAGAGACUGGCGAGCAGUGGCGAUAACUACGAGAUCGAGGUUGGCAAGAUGUUCCUCAUUGACCUGGAGCGGAAACUGGGAAUGUAUCUUAUAUCCAAGCAGGCGACAGCUGAAGGUGGAAAUGCACAGGGUGCCCCUCACGGCAUCUCGGAAACCAUGCGACUUCGGAUAAAACACAUCUACAGCAACGUGGAUGGACUUGUAGGCGAGCGCAAGGAUCGAUAUACCCUCAAGAUCGUUAAUAGAUCCGCGUCAACCCUCAGGCCAUCCAGGAUCGAGUCAAGCGCAGGCGCACGACGAGUUUCCACCAGCGAGUCGAAUCGGGCGCCCAACCAAUAUAUCAAAGCCACUGCUACACUUCAGCCGAAGCGGAUAGCUCGGAUGCCGGACAUCCGACUAGACGAAACGGUGGCUGUGCUGACGCUUCUGAUCACCGUCCAUUCUGCGAUCCAUGUGAGCGAAUAUCUACAGUUGAUCGGCCCUCUUUGGAACAUAUACUGCCUCGAAUCUGGCCCUAAAGUCGCGUCCUCCGCCGCAUUCUUGUUUGUCAAAUGCGCUGAUGUUGCCCCAAAGGCAAUUCACAACAUCAUUUCGCGCGAUCUCAACGGUGAUAACCCGUUCAAGCGCCUGUCCGCCAUCGAGAGGCUGAACACUAUCUUUGACCACCGCAACGAAUUGCUGAUCCAACCCUAUGUUAUCGACCCAUCUUCUCGUGGUCCGUUCCGCACCACCGUCAUACAAGUUCCUUUCGUGACGACAGAGGUUGGCAGCAAUCGAUACACCAUGGACGAACCCCGUUGGCUGACAGAGUUGAAGAGCGUUGGAAACUUCCCCAUCGACAUCCGUAAUCGCUUUCAGGAACUAGGAUGGGGCCAGAAGGACCAGCAGAGAGAGACAGAGUUGACAAGGCGCAUACAGACUCCUUUGAUGCUAUCGUGGACAGGAUACCUCGAUGGUGACUACGAGAGCAAAGAGAACUUUGGCCGGACUUACACCAUGCUCCCCAAGGACCGGCACGCGACAGUAUUGAUCCCUGUUUUGAACUCCCUCAACCUCGGCACCAUCGACCUUAUGGACGACAAGGCUAUUGGUGUUCGCUCAGCAGCCAUCAACUUCCUCUCCGACUACAUCCGAAACGAGCCGGUGCUUUUUGUUCGCUCCUUCUUUGCCGAGGUUGUACAAGCAAGACCAGAUCGCCAACGAAGCUUGAUCUCCAGACUCCACUUGCUCCUCGGCGGCAACUCCAGGUUGCCGCCAGCGUUUGCUUUCUCGCUCUUCAACCAUCUCCUCGGUUUGCUGAAGUGGUUCCAGAGAAACUCCAAGCCGUUGGGGCUCGAGAUAAUGGCAACGGUCCUUCCACUUCUCGCGGAUGUCGUCAUCUCCACCAACGAUAUCGUGUUCAAGGAUUUCAAGCGCAACAAGGUCGACAUCUUUUUCGCCGGCUUGGGGCGUUUUUGGUUCAAGUCGGCCAUCUUACCCGAAUCCAUGUUUCCUGCUCAGCUGACCAACCCAGGCGACAUCAUACCUCGACUAGGGAUCCCACACCAACUGUUCCAGAUGGCCAUGGUCAACAUCAGCCAGAUCCAGUUCAUGACCAGCUUCCUCGUCCGGUAUCCUCUGGAGGCUACCGAUGUCAAAGCCAGCGUUGGGCGGUUUAACAGGAUGCCAAAGUUGAACCCUCUCGAGGCUCUGCAGAGUUCCAAGCUGGAGGACAACCAGUAUCUGCCAGAUGUGUCGAGGUGUCACACGCAUUUUCUCACUGCAACGUCCUACCGGGAUCGGAAUGCGCGGUCGCUCUCAUCCCUCCGAGCGCGCGCAUGGCUCUCGUUUGUCCUCAACCUAAUCCAGCGCAUUGACAAGCAAAGCACGGAUCGCUUGGAGCUGAUGAACAUCCUCAACGGCGUCAACGUUAUUCUUCUGGAGCAAGGAGAUGAUCUGGGGAUUGUUGGACAGGCUUUAGAAGUGUACAUCACAGCGGCAACGCGUCUGAGGCGGCUCUUUGCGUCGCAGAACGGAUACGCACUGUUCUUCCCCGCCCUGUUCAAGAUCUACUGCGACUCUGCCACUAUUCCAAUUGUUCAGGACACCAUCGACGCUACAUUUUACCGCUUCUACUUGAUCCAUCAGGAGGCGUUUAUUCUGCAGAGUUUGGGAGCCAUUGUCCCGCUGAUGCUUCGCAACAUGUCCACGGAGCAAUCGACUAUCAUGAGCCGACGUCUUUUCGCGUUUAUGGAGUCGCUCGACCAACCGACAACGACCUAUCACUCUAAAGCUCUCGGCGUCCCAUCGCUGUCCGUGCCCUACCAUGAUAGCAAGCCUUACGGCGGCCCCCAGCUGGAGAUCCCCCAUUGGAUUUCGUCCUUUAUUCCCAAGAACUCGAAGAUCUUCCACAACAGCGGCAGCACCAACAUCCUGCACAAGGCCGAGUUUACGAUCACCGACUCCAUCAAGCUCUUCCUCGCAGUCAUUGCUUACGACCCUGGUUCCGUUCGGUCUGAGCAGUUUGUUUGCGUCCUCAGGAUGGUACUGCCGUAUUUCUUGGACCGGGAGGCGCAUCUGAUGACGAGUGGUCUGGACAGUCUGAUCGAUGUGUUUGCCAAGUUUGGGAGGUCAUCCAAGCCCCUCGUGCCGACGUCCUUUGUUCCCCCACCAGUGCUGCCUCGGGCUGCUCAGAGUACCGACGACACCCAAGGUGACAUCAGUCGCUUUGCACUUGUGAGCGGUCAUGCCGCCAAGACCCAGGCUGUCAAGGGCAAGACGUGGGCGCAGAACGAUCGCGUGGCUAUCAAGCACGAGUUCGUUUGCUUGAUCCAGCACUUUUGCGACCGAGGCGGACAAUUGGCGGACGACCAACACCAAAUGAUGGCGGCCUUCAUCAAAUCGAUCCUCAAGGACUACAUCUCGUUGAAGAUCCCAUGCACCACCGAUUGGCUGCGUGAUUAUCUCAAACACGCCAUACUCCCAAUCCGGAAUGUCCAGCAAGGAUCUCAUGCGGUGCUGUAUCUGAUCGUGCACGUUUCGGGCUACCUCAGGACGUAUUACAAGAUGAUUGACUUUUCGGGAUUCUUCGAUGGCUUGCUGCUGGUGGCGGAAGACGAACGGCAGUUUCUGAGAAACUCGCUCACACUCUCCAAUGUCUUUCAGGACAAGGUUUUGAGCCCAGCUCUCGCCGUUGGAGUCAAGGAUGACUGGAGUUCUGGGUCCAUCUACGUACCGCAGGCAAAGUUCUGCGACAGCUUGGUCGACCUGAUGCUGGCUAUGAUCAACAACGCGGACACUGACACCAUUUCCGAGCUCGAGCAGGCGGUACCCACGCCGCGUCUUAUGGCCUACAUUAUCAUCCCACUCUGCCUUCGAUUCAAGUCCCGUUUCCACUCCAACUGCCUGGAUAUUCUGGAAAUGCAGUUUUGGCUCAGGAUGCUGGGACUCACUGUCAAAGCAGCCGAGUGCGACUCUACGUUAAAGCAAACCAGUAGAACUACCGGACUGUUUGCGCCUGUGAUCAAUGCGGCUCGUGCGAACAGGAGACGUCAGUCGGUCGAGCUGAUCGCGCCCAUGUCCCCACAGCAGCCUAUGACCCCGCACCCUUUGAUGAUGCCACCGUCAGCAAUACCCCAGACGCCAGGUCAUCAUCGUCGCAUGUCAUCAUUCCUUUACAGAGGUGAUCACAACGAUGAGGACCACAACGAACAGCAGCAGCAGCAACAGCAGGCCUCGGAGAACACCAUGAACGCGACCCCAGGACUGCUCAUCGACUUUAUCGCGCUGCGCAUCAUCAUGGUCCGCGGAGAGCGCUACCUGACUUAUCACCCUGGUUGCUGGCUUGAUAUCUUCAACAUCAUCAAGAAGUACUUCUCGGCUCACAUGUUCUCUACAAGCUCGUUUUCUGGACCCAUCGCCAUUGGAGGCAGUAUUAGCCGCUAUAACAGUACCUCCAGUUCCGGCCCGCCAUCACCCAACGUUAGCCCUUCGUACCCGGCGACCCCAAGGGUGGAUGUGCCUCUGACCCCACUCUGGCGCGACGGCGCAUCAGGAUCGGCAGGAAUGUCAGGAGGGUUGUCUCCAUACCCUGUAUCGUCUUAUACCCAAGGGAAUACCCGAAUGACGGCGAUGGGGUACAUUUUGUGGUCUUUCGCAGAGACCAUUCUCUUCAACCGGUUGCCCUUGAUGAUCAUGAUGCGACCCUUCCUUUCGGACCAAAUUCGACAGAUCGACUCUCACCCUGCGCCCACCUCAUUCCGUCCCAGUCGAUCAGCUACCAGCACCGGUCCCAAUUCACCAGCCUUUUACUGGCCCUCGCCAUCCGUGUUGCCAACUGGCUCUCCAGGACCUGGUGCAGGAUAUUCUCCUGGGAUGUCGCCCUUGCAUCUGAGGGGCGACAGUGUUGGUCGUAGAUCUGAUGCCCGAGAAGAUCCUGCGGCUGUCAAGCAGCAACAACGCACUGAACGUCGGAAGCAGUGGAAGAGUUGGGCCAAGCCGACGCAGACCAUGAACGCGUUGACUGUGAUUCAGGAGCCGCUCUUCGACUCCCAGGGGCCCAUGUCCCCCAACCUACAUGCGGCUCGCUUGCCCCGUCAGCACAGUUUCACCUCGACAUCUGAGCAGGCUGGUAGUGAUGCUGCUGGCGAACCUCGUACUCCCAACCCUCUUCAACAACAACAACCACCACAACAACAACAUCAUCAUAACUAUCAUUACCGCCAUCGCAAGCAUCACCGCUCGGACCUUGAGAGCAAAUCGGAGACGGUUCUGCCUCAUGCUCUAGUCGACAGAGCCAUUCAUUCGAUGCAACAUGUCCGAUCCAUGAUGCUUACCAAGUCGGAGGGUACUACAGCGUUCUCUGAGUUUGGUGUCCCCAUGUACCCCGAGAAGAGAUCGCCUUCCACUGGUUUGUCCCCAUCGAUGGCUCUCCAGACUAGCGACAAGAGGGACUCUUUCCAGUUCUUCCCAGCGGAGGGCAGUCAAAGCGCGGACAAUCACUUCCUGGUCCCUGGGAAGUACGAACGCCAGCCGUCUAGCCCUGGAUUUGGCUCGAUGUUCUUGGCAAGGGAGGCAGCGAUCCGAAGUCCAGCGGGGUCUCCGAGUCAGGAACCAGCAGCUCCUGCUCAGGAGGGUCUGUCGCCAUUACGCCCAAUGUCCUUGACAGUACCGCGAUCGCUUUCGGCAGAUACAGCAAAGGAUUUUUUGCGCGUUGCUGCCAAGGAAGCCUCGAACGUCGGCAAUAUCUCGGACAGCGGAAGCGACGGCUCAAGCUUCGUGAUUGGAAGUCCUCAACUUCAUCCUAGCUCUGGAGGCGAGACUUUGUCUCCGGGGGUGCUCAGCUUGCCAGGUGCCGCUUCACCUGGCGGCGCAAGCCCAGCUCCCAAGAAGAGCCGCAGCAUCUUGAAACCGACGAUCAUCACCACUUCGCCGUCGAUGUCGGACCGGAAUCCUCAACUACAGUCGGCAGUCGAUCUGUCCCAGACACCUGGCCAGCAGCUGCCCUCCGACCUGUUCACGCCAAGCGGUAUGCGACCUAUUCGCCGAUUGGACAGUAACACAUCGGAUGGCUGUAGUUCCAUGAGUGGAGGACCCAGCAUGGGCCGCCGACCUAGUUUGACGUUGGAGGAUCAGAUGGAUUACAGGAUGGCAUGUCUCCAGGCGCGCGCAAAGAUCUUUGUUCAGAACAUUGAAGAAGAAACGCGUCUGGUCUUGGCGUGUUUUCCUUCUGUGUUUUCAUUCAAGUGUGCGCCACCGCCAUCGACUACUCCAUCGGCUACAGCUGCAACUUCAGCAACCGCAGGAGCCCCUAUUGCGACGGUCACCGUCGAGCCACCAGCACCUGAUCCUGCAGUGCCUUUGACAACCCAACCCGCGUCAACUUCGAGGGAAGUAACAGGAGAAACCAGGAACAUUCAGCAGAACGACCAGGCACGCGUCAGUACAUCCAGUUUGACUGUUCCAAGUCGAAAGACGCUCUCGAUCACGAUCCAGGAUCAGUCGUCAUUCCUGGCUCCCUCGCCCAUCAACCCACUUCCUAUGCCUGUGGAAGGAGGAGAGCAUCUGUUCUCUUCGAGGCAGAAGCGGCCUGCAUCUGCUACUCUUGCUCCUUCAUCCCCUCCUCCAGCGCCUUUGGUUGGGUUUACCAUUGGGACUCCUCCCCCUGCUGCAGCAAAGGAGCGUCGAUCCAAGAGCGUUAUUUUCCAGCAACAGUUGUCGAUGAGACCUUCAGGCGGUGGAUUCAGUCUGCCUACUUCUGAUCCUAGUUCCCUGAGAGCAAGUUCUUCCCAACCGCUUUCACACAUGGCCACUCCUCCGACUCUUUCGGUGACGGUGUCGACGCCCCCGAUCCUCCAGUCCAACGCACUCCCGCCUCCUCUGACUUUGUCCCUGCCUCCGACGGGACUGAACCGUUCUGGCAAGGCUUCAGAGUCCUCACUCCCUACCGUCAACAUCAACCUCACGACCCCCGGCCCCGAUAGCAACUCUUCGGCAACUCUUCCUACAUUCCAGCUCCAUGGCUCACCUCCUCCACCAGAGCGUCGUGAGACGUUUGAUGCCACCAGUUACUUCUCCUUGCCUAUCCGUGGAUCUGAUCGACCCCAGUCAGCUUCAUCGUCAUCGUCAUCAUCAAGUCUUUUGGUCCCUGGACUUGGCCUUGCUCCUCCAUCCUCAUCUGGCCCUUCAACUUUGUCAGUUCCUUCGGCAUCAUCGACAGGAACAGGAACAGGAACAGGAGCAGGAGCAGGAGCAAUACCACGUUCGUCGUCGGCUCCUCCAUCGCUGUUACUCCCGGUCCCUGAACACGAGAGUCAAGACGAACCUGUGAUUCCCCUGGAUGAUACGCCGUACACAGUCGUCGGACUUGGAUUGAAUGUCCCUGAUUCAUCCAGACUCGGAAGUCUUCCUCCAAAGUAA